This is a messenger RNA of Oreochromis niloticus (Nile tilapia), 2216 nucleotides long. Its product is annotated as P2Y purinoceptor 1. Lineage: Eukaryota; Metazoa; Chordata; Actinopteri; Cichliformes; Cichlidae. The record is from RefSeq and is a predicted model, not a curated record. Gene Ontology annotation, biological process: G protein-coupled receptor signaling pathway. The transcript has a single exon. The coding region runs from base 952 to 1944 and encodes 330 amino acids. Gene Ontology annotation, cellular component: membrane. Gene Ontology annotation, molecular function: neuropeptide receptor activity.
GCUGUUUAUUUCCUCUGCCAGCUGCACACUCAGGUUUUCUGUUUUCACAGUGCUGCCUCUGUGGUUUAUGAUGUCUUGCAUUCCCUGCCACACCUCCCGUGUGUUGUUGCUGGACAGGUGGGACUCGAUGUUUCUUUUGUGGUCUGACUUAGCUUUUUUAAUCCCCCUUUUCAGGUCAGCUCGAGCAGCCCUGUACAGAGCUCUGUCACCUGACCUGAAGGCGGCAUCGCGGGCUUUGAGGAGUGAGCGGACCUCGCUGGUCAUCCAGGGUUUUUGGUUUGGGAAAACCCAAAUGCUUUUGUCCACAGUCACAUUUGCAGUACAGAACUUAAUGUAAUCCAGUACUGAUCCUGUGAAAGUUUCUAGGUCCUGGUGUUCAAAUAUGUCCCAGUCUGUCUGUGUGAAGCACAAAAUGCAGCUACUAUCGUGUACAAAACAACCACGAACGGAGGUUAUUAGAUGCCCAUCUGUUUAGAUCACAAAGCUCUGCUGUCAACCAAAGUGUUUACUGACAAAUAACAAUAUGCAUCUGCAUUUCAUAUGCUAAACUCACUUUCACGCAGGGUGUUAGAUGCAAUAAAAAUAACCUUGUAAUCCAAGUUAUGUGAACAUUCAAUGUCUAGGACUUGAAAAUGUGAUCUUUUCUGAAAGUGUUAGUUUAAAAAAUGGCUAUAUUUUGAAUGACACAAACAAUAAUAAUACAAUAACAAACAUGCUUUUGUGUGGUGCAUUUCAAGUGAUAGAAAGGUAAACAGUAUUUGUGCGCUAGCAAGCAAACAGACACAGUUUCACAAGCAUGUAUACACAAGGUGUUGCUCAAUUACUAGGAAUCUCUUUCCAGCUUCUCGGUGCUGGGUUGCAAGCAGGGACAUGACCGAUCACUCUCUGAACUUCUUUCACUUGCCUCAUUUGUAAUUCUGCCACAGAGGAGUGAGGUUGUACAGACACGCAAUGCCUAAUAAUUGUACUCCUGUUGAAUAUGACUUUGAACACAAAAUUCUACCUUCCAUUUACACCGUGGUAUUCAUUAUUGGUCUGGGAGCUAAUGGAUGGGGGAUGAAGUCGAUCUUGCAGAAACAGAAGAAAGUUGGAAACAAUGUGUUUCUUUUAAACAUUGGACUUGCCAAUUUUUUGUUCCUUCCAACACUACCAUUUUUGUCAGCGUACUAUUUUAUGAACAGUAAUUGGAUCUUUGGAGAUGCCUUCUGCAAGAUCACAAGAUUCUGCUUCAACUUGAAUUUAUACGGCAGCAUUGGAUUCCUCACCUGUAUAAGUGUGGACAGGUAUCUGGCUAUUGUCCAUCCACUGAAAGCGAUGGGAAUGAUCACUGUCCGUAACUCUGUAGCUAUUUCAGUCGUGGUUUGGUUGUUGGUGAGUGUUCAAAGUCUUCCAGACAUGCUCUACCUCAAAACAUCUGCAAGCAACACCACCAAUACAAGUGAAACUGCAAAAUGCUACCAUACCACCUCUACAAAGUAUGUCGAGGAUUACUUAAUAUACAGUCUUGGACAGACACUCACUGGGUUUUGCAUCCCGUUCUUUAUCUUACUCGGCUGCUAUGGACAUGUGAUUUUGGUUCUCUGCCAAAGUAAUACCAUUGACAAGGAAGUAAAACAAAGAAGCUUAAAGUUGUUAUUCAUUUUGAUUCUUCUCUUCUCAGUUUGUUACAUCCCAUAUCAUAUUUUUAGGAACCUCAACCUUUAUGCAAGAGGAUUAUUAAAAAAGGAGAAAUGCCCUUCAUGGAAUAAUGGAGUCUUCAGUGCUCAUCAGAUAAGUCGUGGUCUUGUGUGUCUGAAUAGUAUUUUGAACCCCCUGGUUUACCUCCAUAUCAUGGAUAUUUCUACUCAUUUCAAUCAGCUUCUCCGGCGAUCUUGUCAUAUGUUUAAUCGUCUGACUGUAUCAAGAUAUGGCAGUGUGCAGGUGACACAGUCUACACAAGACUAGUUCAUUGUUGACUUUGAUCUCAUCAUUUACUGCUGUGUGUAAGGGCUACACUGUUCAUUUACUGUCCUUAUUUUUUCUAUUUAUUACUUUCUUUUUUAUACUUAUAUUCUAUUAGGGCUACAUAUAUAUUUUUAUUUCUGUGUUUGCCAGGAUCAUGUUGCACUAUGUAGAAAAUGUUUUAAAUAAACUAUGGAUUCAGAGGAAACAGCUCCAUGUGUCUGUGUUAUGACAGGUCUGUGAAAGGAAGCUAAUGUCAACAGAGAAUAACUAAA